AUGAUUGAUAUACAUUUACUAAAUAUUGAUUUUAUUAAUUUAAAAUCAAUUUCUCUAAGCUAUCAAAAAAUAAUGGGAUGUUGUUAAGAUAGACCAAAUAUGACUCUCAAAGCCAACGAACUGAGACCUUUGACGAAAGCUCCAUCUCUUAUUCUUACUCAAAGAGCUCAAGUUAUGGAACCUAUGAGAAUUUCUAUUAUUGGAGACGUUGAUAAAUUGGAUUUCAUGGAUGAAUUCCUUUAACCAAUGCCUUCCAUCACUUAAAUUGAUUCUAAAUUCCCCACUAAACAAAUGUCAUCCCGUGAAUUAAAGGAAACAAGAGACUUAGUAAUUCAUUCAUUCAUUAUUCUUUUAGAAAUUGACGUAAAUUUCAGAAACCAUUAUUAUUGAUAUGAGGUCAGGUACAUUCCUUUAAAGUCCACUUAAACCAAUGUCAGAGAGACGUUCCAGCAAAAACUUAAAUUAAAAAUUCUUAGAGAUGCUUUGAUAAUUAUCCUAUGAUAUGAGUAU
This is a messenger RNA of Paramecium sonneborni, 510 nucleotides long. The record is from the annotation of a GenBank genome assembly. NCBI's taxonomy places the organism in Eukaryota, Ciliophora, Oligohymenophorea, Peniculida, Parameciidae.